Molecule: messenger RNA, 1429 nt
Organism: Guillardia theta CCMP2712
Lineage: Eukaryota; Cryptophyceae; Pyrenomonadales; Geminigeraceae
Exons: 8
Coding region: 80-1429 (449 amino acids)
Biological process (GO): transmembrane transport
Molecular function (GO): transmembrane transporter activity
Source: RefSeq, a predicted model, not a curated record
AAACCUCUGUUUUUAAUGCUGAUGAAGCAAUGAUUGUGGGGUGUACUGCGUGAACCUGUCUGCUAUUCCUGUCAUCUCCAUGGCUUACCAUCACCCGCUCUUGAAGAGCCGCUCCUCUUCGAAUGCUGUCUGGGAUGGAGUACUGUCCCUUCUUGAAGACUACAAGUCCUUGAUAGUUCCCGUUGCUGCAAACAUCGCAACCAGCUACAAUGUUUGCAACGUUGGCUAUGUCAUGCAAAUCUUCCGUCUUGAACAUCCUGUUCCUCGCUGGGCAGCACCUGCUGUCGCUUCCUCUUGUCUCUGCGGAGCUGUGAUUGGGCAGCUCGUGCUCGGUUGGCUGGGCGAUCGUUUCGGAAGGAGACCUGCGCUGAUAGCAACGUUGCUCUUGAUUAUAUUUGGAGCCGGAGGAGGGGCCAUCUUUACGCAAGGAUACGGGAAUUACAUCUGGCGCAGUCUCGUGAUAUGGAGGUUUAUCCUUGGCGUGGGGAUAGGAGGGACCUAUCCCCUGACCGCGGUGUAUGCCGGGGAGAUGCAGGACGAGAGGAGCAUGGGGAGGACUCGACGAGUUGCGUUGUCCAUCUCCAUCCAGAUCAUCGGCAACAUCCUUGCUCCCGUCCUCAUGUUCAUCGUCCUCCUCUUUUUGGGUUCGGAGAACGUCACGCUCAACCAGACUUCGACGGAGGUGGCAUGGAGGUUUCUCCUAGGGGCGGGUGCCGUCCCUGCUUUAGUGGCGCUGCGCGAGAUCAUGUACUCGCAGGAGAGCAGCGAGUUCCUGAGCAUCCGGGCGACAGGAUUCAGAAGCAGGCUGUCGGACGUCAUGAGGACGCUCUCAUCGGACGCGAAGAUCCGUCAGCGAUUCAUUGGGGCGGCAGGAGGCUGGAUGUGCUUCGACAUCUGCUUCUUCGGGGUAGCCAUCUUCCUCCCGCACAUCAUUCACGAUCUGAUCGACAAGGAGGACCAUGGCGAGGGCUUCCUGCUCCUCAACUCUGCUGUCUCCGCGCUUAUCAACUGCAUCGCCAUCCCUGCCGUCCUCCUCUCCAUGCGACUGGUGUCUGACGACGGGCUGGGGAGGAAGAACUUGCAGAUCGUUAGCUUCUUCCUCAUCAUGGUCUCAUAUGCGCUGCUCAUGUUCUUCUUUUCCUCCCUCCGGUCCAUUCAGGCGACUACGUCCGUCGUCUUCAUGUUCCUCAUCCUCUUCUUCUGCCUUAACUUCGGUGCUGGGAUGACUACCUACAUCCUGCCGCAGGAAUCAUUUCCCCCUGAGGUCCGGUCGAGCUUGAACGGCAUGGCAGCUGCAGCAGGGAAGAUCGGAGCUAUCGUGGGUACUUCAACAUUCGCGCCAAGCGCGAGGAUGUUAGGUAAGAGAAAGAGGACACUGAGGGGGGUUGCGGAGAUGCUGGAGCAACGGGUUGGUAGAGAUGUAGGGUAA